CACAAUUUCGUUUGCCAAAAAGAGAAGCGCGUGGUUGGCUUUUUUAGCGGCACGCAAUUUAAUGCAAGUGAAUCCUAUUAAAAAAGUUAUAGAUAUAAGCAAAUCUUUAGUGUUUUGCGUAGUGGAAAUUGCGAAAUUGGUGUACAUCGCAUCGGGCUAGUGUACAACGCUCGCCUCGUGCGCUGCUUUCAUAAUGUCUGAUGCAAAUUCGAAUGCGAAUGGCAAUGGAAAUGAAAAUGCUCGAGCACAGGAUGAAGAAUUGCCAAACGACAUUGCUUUGGAUAAUGCCAUCUUUGCCGCAGCCUAUCAGAGCGAUGAUGAACCAGCUGAUGAGGAGCUGGAGGCUGACGCACAAAGCGAGGACAAUUCGAAUGAAGUAAACGCGGAGGGUGAAGAUGAUGCAGAGGAUGCCGAAGUAGAAGUUGAUGGAGAGGGCGAAGAAGGCGAUAAUGAUGGAGAUGGCGACGCAGCUGUUGAAGAUGAUGAUGCCGAUGCUGAUAAUGCCAAUGCAGAGGAUGACCCUGCGGCAGAUCGGCGUUCGGCAACCAAAAGAGAACUUACGCAAAUCAUAGAUAAAUGGGAGCAGGAGCAAACACAGAGUGGCUACGAUCCAGUGCCCACCCUCAGAAGUCUGGCGGAGAUCUUUGAGCGUGAAAAGGAUGUAUACAUGCGAAAAGAUCCCGAUCCACUGGACUUAAGACAUCCCUAUAGAACCGAUCCAAGUUGCCAAUAUGGGUUGAUGCUUAAACUGCUCUUUCGCAAGGAUCAGUUCAUGGGCAAACUGCUUAAUGACUAUCUGAGGGAAAACUACUUUAGUCGGCAAAACGUAAGUCGCAGCUCCCUUGAGCUGAACAUCAUUGCUUGUCGGCUAAUACUCGUCGUUAUGCCUGGCCUUGAGACAACAGCAGUAUUUCAGACUGCCGAGGAGGACGGCAUCAUCAGUCGUCUUUAUAACUGGGCAGAAGAUAGCAUUGAACCACUUCAAAGCUAUGCCACAGGUCUGUUAGCCGCUGCCAUGGAGGUUAGUGAUAUUGCGAUUAGUUGUCGCGACCAGAAUAUGCGAUUGGUGCCCAAGAUGAUCAAUCGCCUGCACAUGCUACUUGCCUGUAGUUGCAUGAGCAAAAAUGCCACAGGAGAAGCUAGCACUGCGCAUAACAACUCUGCGGACAGCAGUUUCUCGUCGGGUAUGCUCAGCUGGAUGGCUUGUGGCGCUGCCUCAGCGCCGCAGUCGCCGCAACAUAAUGGCGCUAGUGGUAGUGCAUCAAAUAUGUCGAUAUUGUUUGAGAACAGCCGGGACGCGUUUCCAUUGUCACGCUAUUAUAAGCGCAUGUAUAUACCGCUCCAUCCGCCCACUGCAGACACCAGCCAGAUGCUCAUCAUGCGCUUCCUAACCAGCCUAGGCGAGUACCAGGAAUUCCUGGGUAUGGCGUUUGGCAACAAUGUUAUGGUGCUUAUUUUUAGCCACCUGGAAGAGCUGGACAGACGAGACACUUGCCUUGCCUAUGAGGUGCUCAAGUAUCUUGCCUCCUUGCUCUGUCACAAGAAGUUUGCUUUAGAAUUUAUUUCCCAUGGUGGUCUGGAGCUACUUUUGAAUGUGCCACGACCAAGUUUGGCCACAACGGGUGUAUCCAUUGCGAUAUACUAUUUGGCGUACUGUGAGGAUGCCAUGGAACGCAUUUGCAGCAUGCCACGUCCAUUAAUUUCGAAUCUGGUGCGUUAUGCUCUAUGGAUACUGGGAAGGUGUCAUGAUUCGUCCAAAUGUCAUGCCACCAUGUUCUUCAGCUUGAGCUUUCAGUUUAAGGUCAUCCUCGAUGAGUUUGAUGCCCAGGAUGGCUUACGAAAACUCUACAAUGUUAUUUCCGUACUGAAAAUUCUGGAUCCCAGUCAUAAUGAUAGUGAAAAUGCCUCAGAUAUCAACGAGGAUGUUGAAUGUGCUUCCCGUCAGAUGGUUCGACACGUUUGUGUUGCUCUCAAGCGCUAUAUGGAAGCGCAUUUCUUUUACAAGUACAACAACUUCAUAUGCCAACACUACGCUACCUCGUCCUCAUCGUCGACGCACUACUUCAGCCAACAUCCGACAGUGGCAGCUAAACUCACAUUUGAUCAGUUGCAUGAGCAGAUAAGAACGCUCCAAGAGCAUACAUCAGUGCGGGCACAUUGGGAACCAGUGGAUCAGCUACUAAAACUAGGUGGAAUAACGAUGUUGUUGCGCAUCAUUGCCUUCAGCUACGAAUGGGUGAACAGCGGACGCUCGGAGACCGUCCGUUCAGCUCUCGAUGUGCUUAGUGUAUGCUGUGUGAUACCGCGCGUCUAUCUGGUGCUUUGCGAACGCCUGCAGAUGCUAGACAAGACGACAACGUCUGGCUUCUGUUCGGUACUGGGAGCUGCUGCCGGCGAAAUCACAGCCGAUGCUGAAGUCUUAAAAUCUGCGCUGGCCGUCCUCUGUCAUUGUGUCUGCUCACCAAUUAUUCGUAAAGACAGUGGGAGCAGUCUAAUGAAAUUUGGCAACUCGUCGCGCAAGAACAAAGCUAAUCAAAAGUAUGCCGAGGAACUGAUCGAAAAGGUCUGGGAGUCUGUGUGCUCCAACAAUGGUAUUGUGGUGUUGCUAUCACUCAUGCAAACCAAAGGACCCAUUACAGAUGCCGACUGCAUACGCGGCAUGGCCUGUCGAGCAUUGGCCGGUUUGGCGCGCUCCGAUCGUGUGCGUCAAAUUGUUGGCAAACUACCGUUGUUUGCCAGUGGACAGCUGCAAGCUCUUAUGCGAGAUCCCAUAUUGCAAGAGAAGCGAGCGGAGCAUGUGCUCUUCCAAAAGUAUGCACUGGAGCUGCUCGAACGCAUUUCUGGCAAGACAAAACCACUGAACAACCCUCUGGAUCCAUCGCUGACUAACAUGCACAAGGCCAACGUAAUUGCUCAGACGCGCAUUCAGUACAACGAACAGCAAUUGUAUCAGCUAAUCUUCGAGCACCUGGAGAGCAAAGGACUUGGUCAAACGGCUCAGAUGCUGCAGCGUGAGGUCGGAUUGCCAUUGCAGACGACAACAACACGCAACUUUCAUCAGUCGCCAUUCGACUAUAAAGGUUUCUCCGGCAUUAGUUCAAUUUCACGUAGUCGACUGCGCAACCGCAUGCAAGAUGUGAAUGCGGCUAUCAUGUCUAGUGGGGAGCCAAGUCGCAGUCAAGCAGACGAUACAUCGCUCCACUGUAGCAGCAGUGGCAAUGCAUCCACGAGCGGAUCGGCUACUGCACCAGGCAUACCUAACUUCAAUCAUCUCAGCGCACAGACGCCCAUAAAGCUGAGAAAGACGGAGCGUGCCACAUCCUCCGUCAGUCGUUCACUACAGAAGCAAAUUAGUCUGGGGAAUGCAGAGUCCAGUUCCGUAGGAUUGACAGAUGACCUGGCUAUCUCGCCAGCGCUGUAUCCCAAGCGGGUCACUCUUAACAGCAUCGUGACUGAGUAUCUGACGAAUCAGCAUUCACUUUGCAAUAAUCCGGUGACAACAUGCCCACAAUUCGAUCUGUACGAGCCGCACAAGUGUCCCGAUCCACGUCCCAGCCGUCUACUUAGCUCCAACUACAAUCUGACUUCCAGACACUUUCGUACUCAGGCCGGAUUUAAUACUGCACGAUUCGAUCGUCGUCAUGUUCAUACACACUUUGCACCAUGGCGUACAAUACGCUCUGCUGACUAUGAUGAUCUGGAGUUCACUUGCUGUGACGUUGUGGGCAAUUAUCUUAUUGUUGGCACACAUCAGGGCGAAAGCAAAGUGUUCAACAUGAACGACGGCGUGGAACAGUUCUCCUCCAUAUGUCACACAUAUGGCGUGGAUGCAAUACAGGCGAAUCGAGGCGGCGAUCUGGUACUGACCACUAGUCUGUGGCGUAUUCGUACUACAAUUCUGUGGUCCAUUACCGACAAUGAAUUCCGCUCCAAGUUGCGUCUGCCCGAUGUCGGAUACUGCGAGUUUAGUCAGACAACUCAGGAUCGUUUGCUGGGCACACACAAUGAUUGUGCGGUACUAUAUGAUAUUAAUACGGGUUCAAAAGUCUCAACCUUUACACCGACCAUACCAAAUCAGUACACAAAGAAUCGCGCGACGCUGUGCCGUACAGAUGAGUUGCUGUUAUCAGAUGGCGUGCUUUGGGACGUUCGCUCCGGCAAAGAAAUUCAUAAGUUUGAUAAGUUCAAUCAGUGUAUAUCGGGUGUAUUUCAUCCUAACUGCCUGGAGAUCAUUGCCAACACAGAAGUUUGGGAUCUACGCACGUUUCAUUUGCUGCAAACGGUGCCGGUGUUGGACCAAAGGAACUGCACAUUCUCGCCUAUGCAUGUGAUAUAUGGGGCCAGUUUAGGUGCCGAUAGAGACCACGAUAUGGAGACGACUACCUAUGAUACCAGCUUUAAUGUACUCGAUGCAUACGACUAUUCGAGCAUCGCAACCAUUGAUGUGAAGCGCAACAUUAACGAUCUAAGCGUUAGUGCAAAUGGCAGCCUAAUUGCCGUUGUAGAGGACCACACCGGUUACGAUUCAAAGCAGGAGACCUAUGUGAAGAUCUAUGCCGUUGGUGUUAAAAAGAGCGAGCGCUCGGAAGAGGAAGAUGAUGAGGAGGUGCCCGAAUCCAAUGAGGAGGGCUCUGAUACGGGAUCGGAUACGGGCUCUGAAAAUGCAUUUGCAAUCGGUCCGAAUUUCAUGGGUUUCCCGUUACGUAGCCAUCGCAAUCGGAAUGUCAUUAGUGAAUCCUCCAGUGGUGAAGAUAAUGAUAGCGACCUGGACGAUAGUGAUGAUGACGAUGACGAUGAUAUUGAAAUUUUGUCCAACAUCGAUGAAUUGGAUUUUGAUGGCGAACCCAGUAGUGAUGAUUGAGCCCUACUCCGCUCCAGUCCAAACAACUAACCCACAAUAUCCUUCGCUGCAUUGGCUCCUACAACUCCUCGCAACUCUCUGUGCCAGCACAUCGAUCGGUUUAUCAAUUACAUUUUCAAAGCGUUGGGAACUUGUAGUUCUUUAGUCUCUGUGUAAAGCAUGUGCUCUAAUGACAUUUAGUUUUCGUAAGCUGUUAUCUUAAAUUAUACUUUAUGUUGAAGUUUGUACAAUAAAAAUGAAAAUGUAACACAACAAAGCAAAGCAAAAAACAAAAUAAUUUUACCUGUUAAGAAUCAAUUGUAAAAAUUGUUCAACAAUUUGAAAAUGUACAAAGUUUAUUAAAAUUAUAUACUUUUCUAUUAAUAAAAAUAAAAGCAUAUUGCAAGAAAGAAAA
Molecule: messenger RNA, 5255 nt
Organism: Drosophila albomicans
Lineage: Eukaryota; Metazoa; Arthropoda; Insecta; Diptera; Drosophilidae
Gene: mahj
Product: protein mahjong
Exons: 11
Coding region: 194-4861 (1555 amino acids)
Biological process (GO): protein ubiquitination
Cellular component (GO): nucleus; Cul4-RING E3 ubiquitin ligase complex
Molecular function (GO): protein binding
Source: RefSeq, a predicted model, not a curated record